GGCCGACCUCCCCGGGCGCAUCCUUACGAUAGGCUGAGGUGCCGCCGAGCCUCAUAGUCUAGCGGGCAUUGCGCAUGCGCAGCUGCUUGUCGGCUCAUUAGUUACUGAGGAGACAGUUGGGUAACAAACCAGAAGCAGCUGGUAGAGCGAGGAGAGAGGAUGGCUAACUACAAGGUGAGCUGACCGACAGCGUUACCCAGUGCGGGGCUGUGACUGGGUUUAUGUGUAUGAUUGUAUUCCAUGUAAACCCAGAUAGUGUGCCAUGUGAGCACUGCCAUAGUGUGUCACAGUGUGUCCAGCUAUACUGUGGGUGCUGCCUUUACUAUGGAGAGGCCCAGGGCUUCCCAUGAAGGCACUGGCAGUAUGUAUAUAUGCUUUAUAAUACACACAAUACAUUGACUGUCAAUAGAAAAUGUUUAUUGCAUUCAUCAUAAUGGAUAUUAUGCCAGCUUUAGGAAAUAAUAAUAUACCUUUUCAUUUAUGAUGGGGUUUUUAAAUAAAAAAAAUUUAAGUGUUGGCUAUAUAAUUUAACUAUUUCUUUGUUCACAUACAUCUGGACAGAGGUCAGCUGGUUGUGAAUUUGUGCAGUUGUUCCCAAGACCAGGGUAUCACAGCAUGCAUAGACAAACCAGGUUUAAAGGACCACUAUAGUGCCAGGAAAACAUACUCGUUUUCCUGGCACUAUAGUGCCCUGAGGGUGCCCCCACCCUCACGGACCCCCUCCCACCGGGCUGGAUGGCGAGAAAAGGGGUUAAAACUUACCUUUCUCCAGCGCCGGGUGGGGAGCUCUCCGCCUCCUUUCCUCCCAUUCGGCUGAGCGCACGCAAUCAGCCGGUUUCAUAGGAAAGCAUUUAUAAUGCUUUCCUAUGGAUGCUUGCGUGUUCUCAUUGUGAUUUUCACAGUGAGAAGCAUGCAAGCGCCUCUAGCGGCUGUCAAUGAGACAGCCACUAGAGGAUUUGGAGGCUGGAUUAACCUAUUUAUAAACAUAGCAGUUUCUCUGAAACUGCUAUGUUUAUAAAAAAAAAAUGGGUUAACCCUAGCUGGAUCUGGCACCCAGACCACUUCAUUAAGCUGAAAUGGUCUGGGUGCCUAGAGUGGUCCUUUAAUUUAUACUCUAGGGGAGUUUUUUUUUUUUUUUUUGCAUGACUGUUAAUUCUGCUGUGGGAUGGGGAAAAUUAUUUAAUAUCAUGGUUCAUUGGACCCACUACAAGCAAAAGGUUGCUCAGGUUUACUCAUCUUGUCCUAUAUAUGCAAAGUUAUCACAGAGCAGGUUGCUCCCAGCUGCUCCAAUUAAGAAUGGGUCAAGUGGUAUUGUGUUCUUAGUAUUUCCAUAUCCAACAGUGCAAUAUAGUGUCCAACCUUUAACCCCUUAAGGACACAACUUCUGAAAUAAAAGGGAAUUGUGACAGAAUAUUUCAGUCAUUUGUCCUUAAGGGGUUAAUACAUUGCUAGGAGAUGCAUAUUCAUAGUUAAUGCUUCGUAAAACCCAAAGCUCUUUGAAGGGGUCAUCUGUAUGUUGAGUUGGAAUAUUGAAAGGAAAAGUUAGUGUGUUUCGCUGUUCCUAGGUUGUUGUUUUGUUGUUGUUGUUUAUUACACUUAUAGGACCACUAAAGUAACCAAACCACUUACCGGUAAUCUCAUUGAAGUGGUCUGAGUGCAGUGGCCCUGUAGUUUUUAACCUGCUAUGUAAAAGGGUCAAACACACCCCAUGUCAUGUGGCCAAAUGCUGUUCAUAGGAAUGCAUUGAAUUCACUGCUUUAAAAUAAAAAAUAUUAUGUUUGUGCUCUCCUUUUUGUUAACCACAUGGGAUGUAAUGCCUCUUGAGUCUUGGUGCUGUAUGUAAAACCUUUAUUUUACUGGGCAACUGCUGGGAAACAAUUCCUGCAAAAGAUCUGAGAGCUCACAUGCAUGAAAUCAUCUGGUUCGAUUUAAUUGUAUGGUAUUCUCGGCUAUGCCAGGCAAGCCAGACCCACAGUGCAAAUUGUAAAAUAAAAUCUGUCUGGAUUAAAAAAAAAAAAAAAAAAUUCUGCAUAUGACCAUUAUGAUUUAAGCUGCUUCCAGCAUAACUAUAUAUAGUUAUAGAUAUCUCUUUGCUUCAGCCAUCAUGUGAAAUGGCAAUGGAAGCUCCGCUCAUUGCCACUUUGUGACAAAAAUCAUGUUGCCCUUAAGACAACAUAGCCCACCCUCCCUCCUAUAUAUCUAUUGGUUGUUUAGGGAUUUCAAUAAGAUGCAAAUAUUGUGUUUUUGUUCCAGGCUGCAGACUCUAAACGCGAACAAUUUAGAAGAUAUCUGGAGAAGGCCGGAGUACUUGAUACGCUUACAAAAGGUACUUUUUAUAUCUCUUCAUUACUGAAUAUGCAUGUCUCACAGGAAGUGCUUCACAUAUUAAAAUGUGUGUUUAAAUGGAAUCUAUAGUGUUAGUAAUACAAAUCUGUAUUCCUAACACUAUAGUGCCCUUUGGUCACAGCCCCCCUCGGGCAUAUAAAGGUUUUAAAAAAAAUAAUAAUACUUUUAGUCACUUAGCCAAUUCCAGCACUGAUGUCCCUCGGCACUGUGUUGCGGCUCUGCCUCGACUGACGUCAUCCGAUGGGGUGGCCUAAUGCAGAUGCUUGGGAGGCGCAUAAAGCCCUCCCUAUAGAAAAGCAUUGCCUCAUUGUUUAAGGUACUAAGAGUGAGUUAGAAUCCCGGAAGUGACGCUAGUGGCCACUGGAGGCAGUCUUAUGUUUUACAUUGUAGUCAAUGUUUUACAUUGUAGGACAGGGACAUGGCACACAGACCACUUCAAUGAGAUGAAUGAGAUAUCUGGGUGCCUAUAGUGUUCCUUUUAAAGAGUUAUUCUAAGAACUCUGUAUGUGUAGUAUUUCAGUAUGAAAAGCUUCACAUACAAAGAUAUUUAUUGAUGCCACCAGGGAUGUAACUCCACAUUCUGUGGUGUCAUUAGCCAGCCUUGAAUAAGAGUUAUAGAAUUCUAUGCACAAAGUGUCAUUCAUUGGUUGAGGUGAUGCUCUCAGACGAAGCAUGAUAAGUAUUUGGUUUCUGUAGCUCUGGUUUGCCCUAUUUCUGUGAAACAGCACCUUUGUACUUCUAUUAUCAUACCAACUGCCUUCCGACUGGUUUCUUGCCUAAACUUGCUUUGGCCAUACCCAUGAUACAAAAAUACAGGUCAACCAUGGGACAGCUACAAAACAAAAUAUUCUUUGAGCCCUAAUCCAAACUAUAUGGACAAAAUUAUUGUGAUGUAUCUCUUAACUAUUGAAUACAAGUGUUUCAGUUAGACCCAAUGUCACAAGUGUACAAAAUUAAAGGGACACUGUAGUCACCAGAACAAUUACAGCUUAUUGCAUAUGUUCUGGUGAGUAGAAUCAUUCCCUUCAGGCUUUUUGCUGUAAAUACUGUCUUUUCAGAGAAAAUGCAGUGUUUACAUGUAACGGAUCACCUGGCACCCCAACUGGGUACCUCCGUUGAACGAUGCUCCUAGCGCUUCCCGAGUACUCAAAGCACUCCACUUGACACCAUAAGCACUACAGACCACACGAACCGCCGCAGCUUGGUUGGGGUCUCACCGUCUCCUUCAGAGAGCGAAGCAGGAAAAAGCUCUUAAAAGAGCUUAGUGAUUAUAGCCAGGGGACUAUACAGCAUAUAGAAAUCCUCAGUUGAGGGUAAAACAGGAACUCAGCAGUCUGAGGGUUUGUCUCUUAUGUACAGGUUUUCCCACAAGGUUACCACCCACGUGGACCUUGUGGAACACAGGAUACAAAGUUACAAAACCAAUCAGGACAGGCUUGUACAGUUAGACACUCCUAGCUAAUGUACACUAGCCCUUCCCUCUGCCUGUGAUACAAUUAACAAACACAAUGGGCUAACUUAUUACUCACAGGCAGAAAACACCCCAAAACACCACAUAUCCCCACAAAUUAUAAAUUCCUGGAUAGCGCUGAUCUGGGUGAACAACAAAUCCAAAAAUCACCCAGAUCAGAGCAGGGGUUAAAAAGUUUUAUGGAAGUCACAUUUCACUGACUGAAAGCAUGGCUUUCAUGCCCAAAACAGUUCCACAGAUCUAGGCUGUGCGGCCGGUCUAUCUUCUCCUACUCAAUUAUCUGCCAUUUAGGAGUUAAAUCACUUUGUUUACCUAGUAAACACUUCCUGUAAAGAGUCAUCUAAUGUUUAUACUUCCUUUUAUUGCAAAUUCUGUUUAGCAAUUUUUAUCUCCAGAUAAAAAACUUUUAAAGUACGGUAAGUUAAAUCUGAUUAAAGUUUAAACUAUUUAGUUCUCAUACAGGCUAUAUGAGUCACAGCGGGGAGGUGUGGCUAGUGCUGCAUAAAUAGAAACAAAAGUGAUUUAACUCCUAAAUGUCAGAGAAUUAAGCAGUGAGACUGCAGGGACAUUUGUCAAUUGUAUUUGUUUCUCUGCCAUAGAAUACCUUAACAGUGCCAAUGAUACUAACUCUUUAACCUGUUUCACUGUUCGUGUGGUCUGUAAUGAGUACAUGUAGCAACAUCUGAAUUUUUUUCCCUCUAACUAUUUUCAUUUUGGUUUUAUGGUUUAUUAGUUGUUCUGCAGUUUUCUGUAAGUUACUGCUGAAGUAUCAGUGCACACGCUACUUGGUGCAUGUGGGGUAUUAUUGUCAUUUAAUAUUUGCACUUAAUGCUGUAAUUAUUUGUAAAGCGCCAACAAAUUCUGCAGCGCUGUACAAUGGGUGGAUGAACAGACAAAUAUUUGUAACAAGUCGACUUUACGGACAGGAAUCGAGGGUGUUGAGGGUCCUGCUUAAACAAGCUUACAUUCUAGAGGGAGUGGGGUGACGUGACACAAGAGGUAAGGGUAGGAUAUAUUCCAAGCAUGGGAAAAGUAAGCUGCUAGAAUAAAUUACAAUGAAGGGCUAUUUUUUUUUUUUUUUUUUUUUUAAGAUAGUUGCAGAAGAAGCAAAAGGUGGGUUACCAGGGAAGGAAAGCUGUUAACAGUUAAAUUUAUAUGCUUUCCUGAAGAAGUGAAUAUUCAAUUAACUUUUUUGAAGUCGGAGACUCUGUUAGAGUCUAACUGAGCAGGGAAGGGCGUUCCAGAGGAUUAGUGCAGCUCUGGACAAGUCUUGAAGGUAAGCGUCAGAGAUGUGAGUAUGAACAGAGGAUAGAUGCAGGUCCUCUACACUGCGUAGGGGCUUCGGACGUGGACAUAUUUGUGAACUAGGUAGGAUAGGUAGGAGCAGUGUUAUGUAGACAUUUGUAAGUAAGAACCAGAAUUUUAAAUUGAGACGUUUAUCUUACAAUGCCUGUGAACACUGAUCUCACAUACAAUUGUACACACACUAUCCGCUAAUACCCAUUAUGUAAUGAAAAAAAUAUAGAGAAAACUAAUUGAGUAAUAUUUUUCCUUAGUCAAACAUUUGAUUAUGGCGAUAAACAAAGCUCCAAUGCAGUUCUACUUGUCUUGCCUUGAUUCUUCCAAUCAGCUAUCACUCGAAAUUGCUAAUGGGGGGAAAAAAGCCUUUAUUAUUAUUAUUAUUAUUAUUAUUAUUAUUAUUAUUAUUAUUAUUAUUAUUAUACGCAUGGGUGAGAGUUGACGUGACUUAAAAUAACAUCCUAUGCCAGUAACUAAAGAUAGGGAUCUCAGAGAGGAAGGGCUUCAUGUAAGCAUAUUUUACCUUUUUCCCUACUGGUCCAUGAUGCAAAUCAGCUUGACAGUGCUACUUUAAGCUAUACUAUGAUAUGUAAAUGUAUUGAUUAUUCAUAAAAGACAAGAAAAAGUGUUAAUAGAUGACAAUUUUAGCUACAUAUCCUGUAUAUUGUAAGGGAUUUUUUUUAUUUUUUUAUUUCCCACCCACUUUUGUUUUUCAGUAUUAGUGGCACUUUAUGAAGAGCCAGAAAAGCCAAACAAUGCAUUGGAGUAUCCUUUCUUUAUUUGUAAUUGUUUGUAAUUUGCAUAAAUUAAGCAACAAUGGAAUUUGUUCACUUUUUCCUUUUGCUUUGGGAAAAGGAAAUCUGUAAGUUUGUUGAUAGAUUUGUAUCCUGCCCAGAUCUUCCGAUGGCAGAGUUGGAUGCACUUAACUUUUAUAUGCAGCUUCCUAAAACAACACAUGGGUGCUGCAGGUCCUGAAUCGCCUGAUGUUGAGGCCCUCCGCUUGGAGGUAGCAGAAUUGAAGCAGAAAUAUGAAGCUGUGUUAGAAGAGAACAAAACACUUAAAGCAAAGGUUAGUUUUGGAAUAUUAUGAUUGUGGUUUUUCUGAAUAGGUUUGUGUGUUUGCCCUUGAUGAGCAGGGGAACUAAUUCGUUUGGAGGUAGAUCUCAAUGAAAAACACUUCAGUUUCAGAAUGCUAAAAAAAUAAAAUUGAAAACCAUUUUUUCACUAGUGUUUGUUCAUUGCAAAAAAAAAAUUUCUUUCUCAGGCCCACAAUUUAAUAGUUAAGAAUAUUUUAGUUCUGUUUGGAAACUUGCUAUAUAUGUAUUCUCUCUGAUCCUACAGCUUGCACAGCAUGAGCCACCUGCAGAGGAGAAGCGUCCAGAAUAAGGAUAAAUCUGAGGCCGUAUCGAAAAAGUUCAUUGCACUGGAAAAAUACAUAUUUAUCUAAGCUAUUAUUAUGUUAAUUAAGUGGCACAAAUGGUGUUAGGUUUCCACAUUUAUUUUGUACUUCCUGUUAUCAAUAAACUAUUUUGGGACAAGUGAA
Molecule: messenger RNA, 6659 nt
Organism: Pelobates cultripes (western spadefoot toad)
Lineage: Eukaryota; Metazoa; Chordata; Amphibia; Anura; Pelobatidae
Source: the annotation of a GenBank genome assembly